Molecule: messenger RNA, 866 nt
Organism: Lactuca virosa
Lineage: Eukaryota; Viridiplantae; Streptophyta; Magnoliopsida; Asterales; Asteraceae
Source: the annotation of a GenBank genome assembly
UCUGGAUUGUGCGAGAAGCAAAAGAGAAGGAAACAUGGGUUGGGUAUGGAAGGACGACGACGAUGAUCAGAACUCCGGUGAAAUCACCGAAUUCAAAGAUUUGAACCCUAGAUCUGAUGCUGGGUGCUCGACGAGGAAGAUUAUCUCUUCCCAGUGCAGAACGGAGGAGGUAGAGCCUGGUAAAUUCAUCAGAAAAUGCGAGAAAACCGAGCAACUUCUUAGAGACUCCGUUGGAAGACGAUCUGAAGUGGUGCAAUCUAACAAGGAAUACACAGAAGAAGAUGUGACUGAACAGAUGACAAAAGGAUCUUUUUUCCCCAUUCAGUCAUCACAACAACCUGCUACACCAUUUGAUUUCCCUGGGUUACGCACUGAUAUAGAAGCAAUUGAACGAAGUCUGUUUGGGAACAUGAAUCGUUUCUUCGAGGCUGCUGAAGGGCUUUUUGGUUUUUUCGGGGGUUCUCCUCAGCUACACCAAGGAGAAGGAGAUUCAAAAUCCAUUUUCGGGUCUCCUUCUCCUCCUUCUAGUCUUUAUGAUGGGUAUUCCAAAUCUUCAGAAUCGACUGUACCCAUUCAGUCUCACCCUCCUAAAGCUGUUAAGCCCAACACAGGUGAUGGAGAUGUUGAUCUUUCGGGUUUGGCAAGAGAUGUUUGAAUGAUAUGGUAUGAUAAAAUCUUGAUGGUUGAGUAGGUUUUUGAUCAAACUUUAUAAAACAUUCAUAAGCUAGUAUAGAUAUGAUCUCGUUUUUAUGUCUCUUUCUGCUGUUGAUGUUUGUUGGACGCGUUUUAAAUGAUAUAUAGAUUUGUGGUUUUUUAAUUGUUUUAUGUGGAAAUCAAAGUCAAAAGUCAAAAGUCAAAAGUCAAGG